Molecule: messenger RNA, 969 nt
Organism: Metarhizium robertsii ARSEF 23
Lineage: Eukaryota; Fungi; Ascomycota; Sordariomycetes; Hypocreales; Clavicipitaceae
Product: fungal transcriptional regulatory protein
Exons: 2
Coding region: 1-969 (322 amino acids)
Source: RefSeq, a predicted model, not a curated record
AUGUAUAUAAGCACUAUUCUUUUGUCCCUUGUGAGCCUACCUGCCAUAGGGGAUGCCUUUAAACAAGAACAAGAUUCAAAGCCUUCGCCAAGAAUUAUUGGCAAGUCAUCACCCUUUCCACCAUCAACGCCAGGCACAAAGCGGACCGCGCAAAAGGUCUUGUCUGGCCACGUCAAGUAUAAAUUGCAAAAUCGUUCCGACUACGCAGCAAACGACCUAACGAGUAGCAGUGCCAAGACGGACCGUAUAGAUUUCUCCGUCAAUGUAGACGACCAGUGCCGCCGUCCAAGCAAUGACGGACAAGUUGAUGAAAGCUCUUGGGACAACGCGAUCACAGAUCAGAUUCCUGAAGUGGAUCGGAUGGUCUCUACUCUCAUUCAUCACCCGGAGACGGAACAGAAUUUUGACACCAACACAGCCUUCAGUGUUGAUCUAACAAUCGCGAAUCUAUUUCUAGUGGAUAAUAUCAUGCCAUACGCCGGCCCACAGCGUUUAGACCCGGCGACUGGCCAAGUCAGGGGCCACGUGUAUGUUGUGAUUCAAAAGGCCGCUGGAGGCAGCGGUGCACUUCUAGGUGAUGACAGCGUUGUCUAUUCCGCUAGAGUCCCUGGCCGGAAUAACAACGUGGUUUACACCAGUGGCGGAGCCAUGAUGAACAUGAACAGACUUAGUGUUGAAGUUGACGGCGGCCUCCACGAACCAGGCCGCUACCGCGUCUGCACCAUGGCAACAGCAGAAAAUCUGCAGCGGGUCGUGAUGCCACCAGUCAUGCGUGGCCCGCAAGACGACUGCAUUUGGUUCACCGUUGGCGACGGAGUUGUAGACCGAGAAGUUGGCAUUGCCAACCCACCGAGGGAGCUGGUCGGUACUUUGCAGCCCGUCAGCCUGGGCUCGGCGGACCAUGUCAAUCUAUCGGUUUCAUUUGAACUACUACCGGGGCUGUUGCAAGUGGUUGAAGCUAAAAGAUAG